CCAUAUUGACCUAGAUCCGACGGCCGGCGCGCCUCUACGCCUACACGACCCUCCCUUUUCGGUCAGGCCGUGAUUCCUCCAGCCUUAACACCCCAAAACUCUCCUCACUCAGCACGCGGCGGCGGCGGCGGCGGCGGGGCGAGAUGAUCAAGAGGCGCUACUUCAGGCAAGACCACGGAGAUAGCGGCUCGUCGUCAUCCUCCUCCUCUUCAGGAUCGGACUCGGACCACGACCCCGCGGAAGAAGAGGUCGCUGAUGACGAAGUAGAAGAGGAAGAAGAUGAAGCGGCCACGGAAGAGUCGGGAGAGGAAGAGGAAGAGAAAGUGGAACGACAGGUCGAAGAUGAAGGUUUAGGAUACCAAAGUGAGGACAGUUCUGGCCAUGCUGUUGACGAACCUUCAGGUUUACUUUCAGAUGAUGAGAACAUCAUUGCGACACAUGAACAAUACCACAUGGGAAAUUUGCCUGUUAAGAAAGCUUCAAGUUGUAAUACUGAUUGUGCCAAAGAUGCUGCUAAGGAGGAUGAUGCUAUUGAGGUUGAUUUCAAUAACUACAUCCUGAAGUGCAAAUCUGUGUAUAAAUGCAAGCUUUGUCCUAGAAUCAUGUGCUUAAGUGAGGAGAUGGUCAGGGUACAUCUUGAAUCAAAGAGACAUGCUCGAUCUAAGAAGCUAUUGGGAGAAGGCAGGCUUAAGCUGAUGCUGAACAGUGAUGGUGAGCUGCAGGAAGAGGAAGAGACACAUGCUGAACGACAUGCUCGGACUAUAGCACUUGCUCAGCAAGUACAAAAACCUAAGAAGGAUUCAGGCAGGCAGCGACAAGAUCGAAGAAGGAAGAAGAAGAGGUCACAGAAUCAUCCUGAGCAGAAAGAAGAGAGCCAGAACUCUGAUAAGAAACGCAGAAGGUUGAAAGACAAGAACUCUGAAAAGAUAGGUGCAAGAGUGAAUGCAAGUGCAGAUAAGAAGAGACGCAAGACUACAAAAUGAAGUGGGCGCUGCAGAAACGCUUUUCGUGUAUUUGCUUUUUUCUUGUCCUUUUUUGGGCCUGUUGGCUGUUGCACCCUCAGCUGCUAUAUGUUUGCUAGCUUUUAGCAGGGAGGUAAUUGCUCUUAAUAUAUUUUUAUGCCUGCUUUACCUUCCAUUCCAUCUAAUAGAAAAUCCCUAUCUGGAUGAUUAUUUUUAUUUUCAAUUGCAAGGGGCUCGCAGUAGUUUGACCA
Brachypodium distachyon (stiff brome) is the source of this 1213-nucleotide messenger RNA. RefSeq names its product ribosome quality control complex subunit 2. The record is from RefSeq and is a predicted model, not a curated record. The transcript is spliced from 6 exons. The coding region runs from base 144 to 983 and encodes 279 amino acids. NCBI's taxonomy places the organism in Eukaryota, Viridiplantae, Streptophyta, Magnoliopsida, Poales, Poaceae.